ACGAAUUUUAAAAUGUAAGCUUCUGUGGGCAAUUUCAUGAUCCUGUUAAUUGCGGUUGACAAUUUUCGGUCUUUGAACCUCGGCCAAGAAAUAUACAUCAUUACGUAAUCGCUGGCUACCCCAGUUUCCAACGGUUCUUUGAAGUGAAGCCGAGAGAGUAAGACCCGAAUUUGGACUGAUCUAUUUUAGCCGAGGCAAGUGAAGGAUUAUCGUUUCAAAAUCAAACCUUUCAGUGGUUAAUGAUAUAUGUUUUUUAAAAACAUUUUUUGUAAAUAAUGAAAAUAAAAGUAUAUUAAUUAUUUUUAGAUUUAAAACUUUGAUAAAACUUGCAUUUUGAUUUUAUUUAUAUGCUGAACACCCCUCUAAUAUGGAAUACCCUAACAGUUAAAGCUGCAGGUGUCACUAAGUUUAGCAUCCUACACGCUGUUCUGAAGAAGACGACAUGAGUUCCCCAAAAGAUUUCAGUACUCUCUCCUCCAAGAACUGGCUGUGGGUUGAAACCCCAUUGACAGAGGACUUGCUGAUGAAUGACAAAGACACUUUUAGAGAUGACCCAGAAGUAUCCAUGAGUAAUUACAGCAGAGGGUCUGAGGUCCAGUAUCCCUCCAGUAGCCGCAGGAGGGAUCUAACCACCCCCCAGUACUUUCCACCCACUACAUGGAGUAAUGGCGAGAACCAUCCAGAUCCCAGCUGUCGGUACAUUGACAACCCGUUCGCCCUGGGAAUGCCUUGGGACAUGAUGGAAAAGACCUCGGUGCCACCAGCUGAAUCUUCUCGAAGACCAUCUUAUUCGUCUUCAUCUUCUGCCUCCCCUACACCACCCAUGACCCUAGGUUUUCAGAAUCUGUCUUUGGCCUCAAAUUCAUCCACCACCCAAGAAGACAAAGGGUUCAGAGAGGACAGAGGGUGCGUUCUGUGCAAAAAAAACUGUAAGCCAAAGUCCUUCUACUCCACUCAUGUAUUGAAGGCCAACAACGGAGUGGUGAUUUGUCCAAUUCUGAGGGAGUUCACCUGUCCCAGGUGUGGAGCUACAGGAGACCGUGCCCACACACUCAGAUUCUGUCCGGUGGCAAGGAAAGAGAACCACAUCUAAACUACUCAGUACUUAACAUAAUGUGAAAACUCAACAGUGAUCGUAACUUCUUUGGCCAUACCAGCAUAGCUUGGAAAAUCCUCAAAAUACGAACUGGAGUCCAUUUCCAUCAGUUAGAAGUUCAUGAAACAAUUGUCUUUAAUAUAGUAUUUUAAAAUAAUAUACAUGGGAUUGCAAUCAAUAUUUUUAGCACCCAAAAGUUUUAAAAUGUACAGACACAUUAUUAAAUGUUUAAGAAUGAGACAAAUGCAUACAUUUCAGAAUAUGCACUGUUUUUGGCAGGGCCAAAAAAGAUGUGAAUGCUGACUCAAGGAACAGAUUUUAAUAAAUAUGAUAAUUUGUGUGUAAAUUUAUACAAAUAUUGGAUUUGAAUUUUAUUUUAUUAUUAUUUUAUAGCUAUGCUGAGGAUUCAUUUUCAAUGAAUGAUAAAAUUGGAACUGAUUCUGCAUUGAUUUUAGCAAGAAUUUUACCAUAGUAAAGUCUCAAUUUAAUAGGCCUCACCUUUAUCCACAAUGUAAUGUAAAUACAACUUUCAUUGAUAGUUUGUAUGAAUACUAGUUAUAUGCACUCAGGUUGUACAAACACCUAAAGGGACCAUUUUGGUCCAUUUUGUUGAAAAUAUGAACAUUUUAGUAUCGAUUUAUUUUUACAUAGAUAAUAGUAGCUUUUUAUAAAAAUUGUGAUUAAUUGAAUACUUUCUUGAAUAAAAUUUUGGAAUAUAUCUUGUUGUU
Messenger RNA from Magallana angulata, 1824 nucleotides. RefSeq names its product protein nanos-like. Gene Ontology annotation, biological process: negative regulation of translation; oogenesis. The transcript has 2 exons. Bases 443 to 1093 code for a protein of 216 amino acids. Gene Ontology annotation, cellular component: perinuclear region of cytoplasm. The record is from RefSeq and is a predicted model, not a curated record. Gene Ontology annotation, molecular function: mRNA binding; zinc ion binding. NCBI's taxonomy places the organism in Eukaryota, Metazoa, Mollusca, Bivalvia, Ostreida, Ostreidae.